GGUGCAUUAUCAUCUGCCUUGGAUACAAGCCCGUGAGCAGUAUUGCCUCCCUGCCCUAGGAAAUUAUCUUUUUUACAUAGUGCCCUCUGGGCAAAUUACACAGCACAGUCUAUGCCUUGGGCAACCUGGGCUAAUCCUUGGUGCUGAAUUGAUUGCUAAAGUUAACUAAAGGGGAUUUCACUUGUCUCAUAAUGAAGAUCAGGAUUAAAAUGAUGCUGAGAGUCCUGCUCUCAUGUUUUGCUGUCAAUCAUCUUCUAGCUUCAGAUCUAGCACCAACUUUAAGUAUAAAAAAGGAUAUUCUGGUUAUAGAGGCACACGAUACACUGAAUAUUACAUGCAGCGGACAAAGCCCAGUAAAUUGGACAUGGUCUACAAACAGUAGCAGUAUUGAAAAUCGCAUAUCAGUGAGUGCAUGCAAUGAAAGCACCUAUUGUAGCACACUUACUGUUCCUAAAGUUACAGCAAAUGACAGUGGAGUUUACUUGUGUUUUUAUGAAGACAGCAACACUACCUCAAGUGUUCAUGUUUAUAUUCUGGACAAAAGAUCACCAUUUGUUCAUUCUGUAAGUGCGCAACCCCUUGCAGUAUAUAUCACCGGCAACAAAACUGUGACAGUACCAUGUCUGGGCACGAGACCUGAUCUCAAUGUAACACUAAACACGAAAUAUCCAGCAAAUAAAUACAUUCCUGAUGGUGAUAGCACACGCUGGGACAGUAAAACAGGAUUUACCAUCUUAAGUGAAAUGAUAAAGUUUUCAAGCAUGGUCUUCUGUGAAACUAAAUUUGAUGGACAGAUCUACAAAUCUGCUACUUAUUUAGUUGCAGUUGUAGGGUUUAAAAUCAAUAGCUUAUCCAUAAGCCCGCAUCCUCAGGUACAGCUGGCUGUUGGAGAGAGACUGAUUCUGACAUGCACUGCUCACACUCCCCUUAAUGUCAGGGUUGAAUUUGUCUGGGAGUACCCAGCAUCAAAGGGAAAAAAAGCGUUUUUUAAAGGAGACAAGAAAGUCAAGCAUCUGGAACUUGAGCUCUCAGGCACCCUUGUCAUAGAGAACGUAACCUUGGAAGACGAGGGAGUUUAUAAAUGCAUAGCUAAUACUGGUCUUAUAGCAAAGAGCAACAGUACAGCUGUCAUUAUACAUGAAAAGCCAUUUAUUGCUCUAGAUGAUAAAUUGGAAUCUGUUGUUGUGACUAAAGUUGGGCAUCGAGUUAAAAUUCCGGUGAAGUUUACGUCGUAUCCAGCCGCUGAAGUAAAAUGGCUAAAAAACGGAAAGCCGCUACACUCGAGUGGUACACUCAAAACUGGUUACACACUAUCCAUUAUCAACACAGCUGAAGAAGAUGCUGGAAACUACACAGUUGUUCUUAUCAACCCUCUAACACUGGAUCAGCAGAGUCACACAUUUCAGCUCGUUGUACAGGUGCCGCCGCACAUAUGUGAAAAAUCAGUAUUAUCUCCUCUUGAUUCUUACAAAUUCGGCAGACCCUAUGUUCUAACCUGCACAGCUUCUGGAAAUCCUGCGCCUGUGACCAUUCAGUGGAGCUGGCAGUUAGAAGAGGACUGUACUUUCUCUUCACAGCAAUAUGAUCUUGGGAAAAACCCAUAUAGCUGUGCUGCUUGGAAAGACAUUUCUGACAAACAUGGUGGGAAUUCAAUUGAAACAAAUGAAACUCACACAUAUAUUAUAGAUGGUAAAAUUAAGACAGUGAGCAAGCUGGUCAUUCGGGUAGCCAAUGUAUCUGCUGUAUACAAAUGCUCUGCCACUAACCAAGCUGGAGAAGAUGAAAGAAUUAUUGCAUUUCAUGUUACAAGAGGACUUGAAAUUAACGUGCAUCCUCAGCGCAAGCUAACUGAACAAGAUAAUGUGACCUUGAGAUGCUCUGCUGAUAGGUUUACCUAUGAGCAUUUGCUGUGGUACAAGCUAAGCCCCAGUACAAUGGAAAAGCAUCGUAGUGGUUGGCCAAUGCCACUGUGCAGAAAUUUGGAUGCUAUCACAAAGCUGAAGGCUACAAACUCAGAAAUUGAUGGGGAUAAUGUAACUUCAGAUCUCCUCUUGCAUAAUGUGUCCUUAAAUGAGCAGGGAAACUAUGUAUGUAUGGCCCAGGACAAAAAAACCCAGAAGAGAUACUGCUUGAUCAAGCACAUUACUAUUCUAGCACAAAAACUACCAAAAAUUCUAAAUGAUUUGAAGAAUCAAACUACAAAUGUUAGUGAAACUGUGGAAGUGACGUGCCAAGCCACUGGGAUUCCUGACCCACAAAUCCUUUGGUUUAAAAAUAAUGACAUUCUCAUUGGAGACUCAGGAAUCAUUUUAAAAGACCAGAAUAGAACAUUAAGCAUACAAAGAGUCAGGAGACAAGAUGAAGGCUUCUAUUCCUGCAGGGCCUGCAAUGACCUGGGAUGCACUGUGGCUGAAAUGUACUUUGCAGUAAACGGCUCAGAAGAAAAAACAAACCUUGAGCUCAUUAUUCUGAUUGGAACUGGGGUGAUUGCACUGUUCUUUUGGUUGCUUCUUGUAAUCAUCCUGCGGACCGUAAAGAGGCCCAAUGGAGGGGAACUAAAAACUGACUACUUGUCAAUAAUUAUGGACCCUGGAGAAGUUCCAGUAGAAGAACUGUGUGAAAGACUGUUCUAUGAUGCCAACAAAUGGGAGUUCCCAAGAGAUCGUCUAAAGCUUGGAAAACCUUUAGGCCGUGGGGCUUUUGGACAAGUCAUGGAAGCUGACGCAUUUGGCAUUGACACAACUGCUACUUGUAAGACUGUCGCAGUAAAAAUGCUGAAAGAUGGGGCAACUUCAAGUGAGCAUCUGGCAUUAAUGUCUGAGCUAAAAAUACUCAGCCAUAUUGGUCACCACCUUAAUGUUGUAAAUUUACUUGGAGCGUGCACAAAACCAGGAGGUCCGUUGAUGGUGAUUGUGGAAUACUGCAGAUUUGGAAAUCUCUCUGCUUACCUAAGAAGCAAAAGGAGUGAAUUUGUUUUAUACAAGACCAAAUCUUCCCGUUACAGACACUGCAAACAACACUAUGUGGGUGAAAUUCCGGGGGAUCUCAAGCGUCGUUUAGAUAGCAUCGCAAGUAGUCAGAGCUCAGCAAGUUCUGGGUUUGCAGAAGAGAAAUCACUCAGUGAUGUAGAAGAAGAAGAAGUUUCUGAAGACAGGAAUCCUUUAUGUAUGCAGGAUUUGAUCUCCUAUAGCUUCCAGGUGGCACGAGGCAUGGAGUAUAUGGCAUCCCGUAAAUGCAUCCACAGGGAUUUGGCAGCUCGAAAUAUACUUUUGGCUGAAAAUAAUGUGGUCAAAAUCUGUGACUUUGGUUUGGCAAGAGACGUGUACAAAGACCCUGAUUAUGUCCGUAAGGGAGAUGCUAGACUUCCUCUUAAAUGGAUGGCACCAGAAACUAUUUUCGAUAGAAUAUAUACAACUCAAAGUGAUGUGUGGUCUUUUGGAGUUCUUCUUUGGGAAAUAUUUUCAUUAGGAGCAUCCCCAUAUCCAGGAGUGCAGAUUGAUGAAGAGUUUUGCAGACGAUUAAAGGAAGGCACAAGAAUGAGGGCACCAGAUUAUGCAACAGUUGAGAUAUAUCAGACAAUGCUGGAUUGCUGGCAUGGAGAUCCUAUACUAAGACCUGUCUUUUCUGAGCUAGUGGAACAUUUAGGAAAUAUCUUGCAGGCAAAUGUGCAACAGGAUGGUAAAGACUACAUUCCAAUUAUGGUGUCUUUGAACAUUGAAGAAGAUUCUGGACUCUCUUUACCGACCUCACCUGUUUCCUGUAAGGAGGAAGAGGAAAUAUGUGAUGCAAAAUUCCAGUAUGAUAACACAGCUGGAAUACGGAAACUUCAAAACAAUAAGAGAAAAAGCCGACCAGUUAGUGUCAAGACAUUUGAGGAUAUUCCUGUAGAACCUACAAUGAAUAUAGUCCAGGAUGACAACCAGACAGACAGUGGAAUGGUUCUUGCAUCAGAAGAACUUAAGACACUGGAUACAAAAACAGAACAAGCCCAGUUUUUUAGUUUGUUGGUGGCCAGUAAAAGCAAGGAGUCCGUUACAUCAGGAUCUUCUAACCAAACCAACCAGUCUGGGUACCAUUCAGAUGACACUGAAAUGACUACAGAUUCCACUGAAGAGACACAACUUCUCCAGAAGGCCAACUCAUCAUUCUACGUAGACAAGAUUCCACAUGAAACAGUUGUGAUGUUGAAUACAUCUGUUUAGACAAAUUGAUAAAACCAAUGUUGCCUUACGUUACAGAAACUCAUGUGACUCCAAGACUUUAUAAGAUUGUAAUUAAUGUACAAAUUAGAUAAUCCAGAAAACUACAAAAGUAAAUGUGUGUAGUUCUCUGUCAUGGGAAACAUCACUAGCCAGUGGAGACACUCACAUGCUAAACAGAUUGGAAAUACAUCAUUACAGCUAAAUUCAUGGCAUUGCCUUCAAAAGUAUUUCAAAACAUAUCUAGUUGCUAUGACUAACAACAGGGUAUGGAUGCUUUAUGAGCCUUAUUUUAUAUAUUGACACUGAGUGUCUAGAAUGUUAACUUCUUCAUCGCUAGGAGGACAAGAAGUGUGUUCAUGUUUCUUCCAUGAGGUUAUAAGGAAACACUAAUUAAGAUAUCAGCAUUUUAAUUCACCAUUGUCCGUGAGUUUCAAUGGAAAAAAUUAAUGGUAACAACAAAACCUGCACUGCGUUUUAACACAUUUUUAUUUUUAUUGUGGUUAUUUUUCAUAAACGGACCAACCAGCUAAUGUAAAUAUUGUAAUCAGUACAUAUUCUAGCAUUCAGUAUUUAUUUAGUAGUGUUUAGAAAUUGUUUUAUGUGUAUAUACUAAGUCAUCAUUCCAUAUAUAGGUUUUAUUAUGUAUUAAUGUAUUUUCUACAUAUAAGAACUUCACAUGUAUUGCGGUAGGCAGUCUAGAUGUAUACUGUAAAAUGGGAGAGUUUUCUGUGCUCUAAAACUGCACUAAAUCUCUUAAAACUAUCAGUAUUAUAAAUAUUAUAAAUAGGGUAUAAGAUGUAAAAUAAAAAAGCAAUACGUUUUACUUUCUGCAGCAUUACCAACUGGAGAAUUAGAUACAGAUUUAGAGUUUACAGCACUAUUGGCACCUUAAUUAAUACACAGAAUCCUUCCUUUUUGUACCAUUGUGUACCAUUGUGUUUGCUACAAAUAUGUCUCUGGCCACCAGUUGGACACUGUAGUAAUUUCAACCUACUUGGGCCCAAUCACUUCACCACUACUAGUGCAUUCACUAUUGUCUUCCAAAAAUUUAUAUGUGAAUGAGGAUCUAAAUAGACUGUAUAUUCCCUGCACUGAGCAGCCCGAUGUAAAAAAAUCAGACUGUAAAAAUUAUACAUUUUAUUGGAAGUUUUGUUAUGGGAGACAGCUCCUCUGACCUAAUGACAAAUCUGUCAUUAUAUGUAGUACACACAGGAAAUUAUUUAUACUCAAACUUCAUUAAAUAAUUGGAUUUUAUUAUAUAUUCAAGUGUAUUGCUUUAUCAUAAUAGGAUGGUGCCGGGGUAUAUCAUACUGAUUAAUAUAGUGUUAAGAGACCUUAUGUAGGUUUCACUUAUGUCUAUAAAUUACAUUUGUAGGUUUCUUAUAUUGGAUGUUCUAUUGACACAUAGGGGCAUAUGUAUCAAGCUCUGAAUGGAGCUUGAUGCCCCGUGUUUCUGGAGAGCCUGCAGACUCGCCAGAAACAGCAGUUAUGAAGCAGCGGUCACAAAGACCGCAGCUCCAUAACCUGUCCGCCUGCUCUGAGCAGGAGGACAGACAUCGCCGGAAAUCAGGUUGAUUAACACCCCCCCCAGGGGGCAGCUUUGCACCAGCAGCUCUUGUGAGCUUCUGGUGCAAUGCUGAAUACGGCGAGCGUAUUGCUCGCCGCAUUCAGCGAUGUCUGUCGGACCUGAUCCGCACUGUCGGAUCAGGUCCGACAGACAUUGAUAACUAGAGGCCUAAAUGUGCUUGCUAUAGUGAGUGUAAUAUGCUGUUCUAUGUUAAUUUCUCUCCUUGGUACAUUUAAGUUAGGAGUAAACAGAAUAUUGAAAAGUUGCACUUGCUGCCAAUGGUAAUUAAAGAAUCCCACAAGCACAAACAUGCAUAUACAUGAAGAGAUUCACUUCUAGCAUUGAUAGAGUGCCUCUGGUAUGUGUACUAGGGAUGGGCGAAUGUUUCGCAACAUUCGAAAAACGGCAAGAAUUUUAACACAUUCGUUCGUUCAAAUCGAAUUUCGAAUGUAUACAUAACAAUCUAACAUUCGAUUUUCGAAUGUUCGGUUUCGAAUUUGAUGAUUACAUUCGAAAAUAUUCUUUUAGAAAAAUUCGAAUUUAGAUUGUAAUAGUAUUUCUAAUGCUUUUUCUUUAAAUGUAAUAUUCGAAUUAUGCAAUAUUCUAUAUAGAAACAUUCGAAAUUAUAUAUUUGUAACUAUUAUGUAUCAGUUUACUAGAUUCCCGCCCUAUCACAUGAACUAUUGAACUUCUGAAUAGUAUUUGUUAAAUAGAAUGUUAAAUUCGAAAUUUCGAAUGUGGACAUUCGAUAUAAUUAUAAACAUUCGAAUUUGAAAGUGACAUUCGAAAACUGUAAAUAACAUUCGAUUAUAGAAUUUUUAAGAAUAUUCGUUCUUAUCAACAUUCGGAUUUAUAAUUCGAAUUUCAGUAAUAACAUUCGUUCUACAUUCGAAAUUAGAAAAUUUACACAUUCGCCCAUCCCUAAUGUGUACCCAGGAAUGUGCAUUUGUUCCUUAGAUAUAAGAAAGACAAUAGGUGUCACAUGCUUUAUGUUAACCACCAUCUGCCUAACACUCCAUGAAUCAGUUUGGUUCUGAUCAAUUAAUUUUUUUAACUGUGCUAGGGAUAACAUAAAUGAUCUUAUUGAUUAUGUGAAAUAUGCAAAGUUGUUCCAUUGGUUACAUGCUGUUUUACAACAUCAAAAAAACAUAGAGUUCCUGAAAAGCCAUAUUUUAAGUAAUAUAUUUAGUUCUUGUAGUGUAUCUUGUAUGUGAAAAGCAACAAAAAAAAAGGUUCUGUAUAUUUAUGGUCCAUUUUAAUGGAAGCAAAUGUAAUAUAUAAAUAUUUAUAAAUAGUUGAGUUUUUAUAUGUAAAUAAAAGAUACUAUUUGAUACUAGUACAAUUGUUUUAUUAUCUUGAAUAGUUUUUAUCAAUUAAAAUAUCUGCCUUUUCAAUUAAAAGUAUUUUUUAUUAUAAAAAAAAUAUACUGAAUGAAUGUAUUUUUUUUUAUUUAGUUUUCUAAAAAAGUGAAUUCUUAGUAUUUGAUUAUGUCUCUCCAAACUUGCAUGAUUUAGAUAGAGCUAAUUUUAAGACACUUUUAAAUUCAUUUCUAUUUUCAAAUGUGCUUCGUUCUCUUAGUCUCCCUUGAUGAAAAAUAAUACACACAUAUCCUACACUAGAGGGAGAUAGCUGCUGAUUGGUGCAUGCAUACAUUUGUCUCUUGUGAUUGGCUAACUAGAUGUGUUCGGCUAGCUACCUGUAGUGCAAUGCUGUUCCUUCAGCAAAGGAUAACAAGAGAAUGAAGCAAAUUUGAUAAUACAACUUGUAUGUUCUAUCAAAAUCAUAAAAGAAAAUGUUGGGGUUUUCUGCCCCUGAAGUCUUAGAUAAGCUAUUUAGCAAAUGUAUUAGGUAGAUAAUAUGUGUUUUAAAAUAUUUGUACUGUUAAACUACUAUAAUUUGUAUUACUGUAUUAUGUAAAAUAGUUUGUAUUCCAAUAUUAAAGAGAAAUUAUUUUUGCAAAAA
This is a messenger RNA of Bombina bombina (fire-bellied toad), 7731 nucleotides long. RefSeq names its product kinase insert domain receptor (gene KDR). The record is from RefSeq and is a predicted model, not a curated record. The transcript is spliced from 30 exons. Gene Ontology annotation, biological process: cell migration; positive regulation of kinase activity; multicellular organism development. Gene Ontology annotation, cellular component: membrane; signaling receptor complex. Gene Ontology annotation, molecular function: ATP binding; vascular endothelial growth factor receptor activity; growth factor binding. Lineage: Eukaryota; Metazoa; Chordata; Amphibia; Anura; Bombinatoridae. Bases 192 to 4202 code for a protein of 1336 amino acids.